Tetranychus urticae (two-spotted spider mite) is the source of this 907-nucleotide messenger RNA. RefSeq names its product protein ZNRD2. The record is from RefSeq and is a predicted model, not a curated record. NCBI's taxonomy places the organism in Eukaryota, Metazoa, Arthropoda, Arachnida, Trombidiformes, Tetranychidae.
GCUGGCCCAAAGAGUAUGUUUUUCAUGUUUUUCUUGUGAAAACAGCUCCAAUUUUAGUAUUUUUAACACCCAAUUUCAGUCGUCUCUAAUUGCAACAAUUUAAUUUUGUUUUAAUAAUCUAACCAUGCCACUAGAAGAUGAUAUCGCUAAAAAGAUGGGUGAUCUUUUAUUGAAAGGUUAUUGUUUACUGGACCAAUAUUGCUCUGUGUGUGGGAAUCCUUUAAUGAGGUCAAGAGAUGGUACAAAUAUUUGUGUAGCCUGCAAGUCCUCUAAAGCUGUUUCCGAAAGUAAUCUGAAUGGCAUGGAAGAGCAAUCAACUGCAUCUUCGAGCAAUGAGGCAGAUAUAUCCGAAGCUUCGUCUAUUCCAUCUAAAAGACCUCGUGUUUUCCAAGAUAAUUGUGAGAAAUUCAGUCUUCCAAAUGAUGUUUGGCGUAAUGAAUCAGUUCCUCGUCUAUUGCGAAAAACUGUUCAACAAAAAUUAUCUUGGGCAUCAUCUCGAUUAUUGGUGGAUUCAAUCACCUCUCUAAAACUUCUUGAAUCUUGUAUUAACUUAUUGACCAUAAUGGAAGUUGAUCUCAAUGAUGCUCCCGAAUACAUGAUAACCAUGCUUAAUUUGGAGAAAUUUGUUGAAUCUGAACAGAAACGUUUAGCAGAUUGCUUCGAUUUACAUGAAUGUAAUAGGAUUUGCGAUUUAAUCACCUCAACUUUGAGAGUAAUGAAAAGUUUGGAUCAAGCUGUAACCAAAUUAAAUCGUUUGUAAUUUAAUGAAUUCUCAGCCAUAUUAAUUUACCGGGAUCAAGUCGAUUGUGGAAGCUAAUCCAUCUAAUGUACAUUGACGUCUUACAUUUUAUCUUUAUAGCUCAAGCUCAAAUAGACCAAAUGUAAUAAACUCAUAAUUUAAUUUUAA